AUGGCCUCGUCAGAGAAAACCCCAGCGCCAGAUAAUGGCCGCACCAAGAACAAGUCGUCGAGUCGCGUCUCCUCCUCCACCGCCUCCCAAAAGCCCGGGAGUGUCUUUUCUGCCAGCCCCAGUCAGAAAUCUUUGGACCAUGCUUCCCUCUCCCCUCCCGCCGCACCUCCUGCGCCGACAUACCCGCUGGCCAACCAACAACAGACUGGUGAUACCCUCAGUCCUGAGAGAAGAGAGGAGAUUCGGUUCUUGACCUCCUUCGCCGGAGGAGCCACCGGUUCGGCUGGUUCCUCCCGCCGCCCUGAAGCCGUGGAGUUGUCGUUAUCUUCCUCCUGGGACGACUCGACUCCCACUGCUGGUGGUGACGAUCACGGCGAGGAGUUUGUGGAGCUUGAGGCCGACACGAUCAGGCAGAAAGUGGCGUUGAGCAAGAUGAGGCGAGAUCGGGAGAAUCCCAGAGCUCCCAAGCCGGCGAGGAAGAGAGUGAGGGAUGACGAGAGCACCCGGGCUCAGGCCGGGUCGUCGAAGAGGACCUCGGAGAUGGGGUCUACUGGGAAGAAGAGGGAGAUGGAGAUAGAUGCGCCUGAGGAGGUGUAAGAGGGUUGCCGAUUGUGUAAUAUUUGUACCACUGGAUGAGUGAGACACCCUUUGGAGUGUACCCCUGAGAGGGUAGAGGGGUAGGCGCCCCGAAAAUGACUUUUCUCAAGACUUUUUCCAUGACUUUGCCCAUGAGACCCUCCACCUUUUCCCCAUUGACAUACAAUUCCUGUAGUAACCAGUAUCAUUGGUCUGCAUUUAUCCUAUACAUACUACCUCA
Podospora pseudopauciseta is the source of this 817-nucleotide messenger RNA. RefSeq lists its product as uncharacterized. The record is from RefSeq and is a predicted model, not a curated record. Bases 1 to 597 code for a protein of 198 amino acids. Lineage: Eukaryota; Fungi; Ascomycota; Sordariomycetes; Sordariales; Podosporaceae. The transcript has 3 exons.